AGGAAGGAAAGGGUCAACAAGUCAAGGCAAGGGAAGGGAAGGGAAGCCAGCGCAUCUCCCUCCACCAGCCGCCACCGGCAUCUCCACCGGCACCGGCACCGGGCAGGCGGACAGAUCCAUUCAUUCAUUCCCCUUCCCCUCGACCGGAAUCGGAAUUGGAUCAAAGAGAAGAAGCAAGAUCCAAGUGCUCUGCUCUGCUCUGCUCUGCUGCCGGCCGGCCAAGAUCCAACCUUGUACCAGGAGAGCGUCGUCGGAAGGGAAGGGAAGGGAGGAUGCUGCGGCGGCACAAGGGAAGGGAAUCGGCGGCGUCGUCGUCGGAUUCCACCUUCUACCAGCUGCGCCCCGAGUGCGCCCACAACGUCCCCGACACCAAGUUCAAGAUCAAGAUUGGCAAGACGCUGAGCGUACGCAAAUGGCACGCCGCCUUCACGCACCACGGAUCCCUCCACAUCGCCUCUGUUCUAAACCGGAUUCAGAGCGGGGGUGUGCACCCCGCAAUCAGGGGAGAGGUCUGGGAGUUCCUGCUCGGCUGCUUCGAUCCCGAGAGCACAUUCGAUGACCGCGACCACAUCAGGCAAGCAAGAAGGAUACAGUAUGCUAGAUGGAAGGAACAAUGCAAACACAUGGAUCCUCACGUCGGCAGCGGCAAAAUCAUCACCGCCCCCAUCAUAACUGAGGAUGGCGUGCCUAUCAAGGACCCUUUGGUUUUACUUGAAGCCGCCACUCCAGACCAGCAAGCUAGUCCGAUCACCACCAAGAAUGGAGAUGAGGCCAACCAGUCGUCUGCAAACCGCCUGACGGAUAAACAGACUAUCGAAUGGAAGCUUACGCUGCACCAAAUCGGUCUUGAUGUUCUUCGCACUGACCGCUCCAUGGUCUUCUACGAGAAGAAAGAAAAUCUAUCCAAGUUAUGGGAUAUUCUAGCUGUCUACGCGUGGAUCGACAAAGAAGUUGGGUAUUGCCAAGGAAUGAGUGAUUUAUGCUCACCGAUGAUAGUGCUACUCAAUGAUGAAGCAGACGCGUUUUGGUGCUUUGAGAGACUCAUGCGUAGACUGCGGGGGAAUUUCAGAUGCACACAGCAAUCCGUUGGGGUUGAAAACCAGCUUCAGCACCUUGCCUCUAUCAUUCAGGUGCUGGACCCAAAGUUACAUGACCACCUCGAAACACUUGGCGGAGGCGACUAUCUCUUUGCGUUCCGCAUGUUCAUGGUAUUGUUUCGCCGUGAACUGUCAUUUGGGGACUCCUUGUACCUUUGGGAGAUGAUGUGGGCUCUAGAAUAUGACCCUGACAUGUUCUCCACAUAUGAAGAGAGCGGGCCUGCAACUGACAGAAGUGCUCAAGGAUAUAAACCAAGAGUAAAAUCAACCCGUCAGUUUGGCAAGUACGAGAGGGCGAAUAUGAAGAGUGCUACUAACGGUGUUGAUGGGCCUGUCCCUAUUUCUGUUUUCCUGGUUGCUAGUGUAUUGAAAGAGAACAGUCAGAAGCUGUUGCAAGAAGCCCGGGGAUUAGAUGACAUUAUUAGGAUAUUGAACAAUGUUAAUGGGAACUUGGAUGCAAAGAAGGCUUGCGCUGGUGCACUGAAACUUCACGCCAAGUACCUUAGAAAGAUGCAGGGAAAGAAAGCCUAACAUAGCACAGACACCGACACUUCCCCUGGACACGGACACGGUCUCACAAUUGUACCACCUGGACACGGACUCAAAAUUGUAUGUAAAUUUGGAUGCAGAGCUUUGUUGUUUGGAAACGUUGAAGUUUCAGAUAUGCGCCAGCCAACCAACCAACCAACCAACCGGUAAAAUGUGCAUAAGCAAGUCAAGUGUAUUUUUCUUGGUUUUCCAAGUGUAAGAAAGAUUCUUUAUUUUUGCUCAAAAGAAGAUGAUUUCAUUUUAAUGUGUAAUUAAUUAUGUCAUUGUUAUUAAAGGAAAAAAGGAAAAGGGGUAAUUAAAGGAAAA
Aegilops tauschii subsp. strangulata is the source of this 1952-nucleotide messenger RNA. Its product is annotated as rab GTPase-activating protein 22. Gene Ontology annotation, biological process: activation of GTPase activity. NCBI's taxonomy places the organism in Eukaryota, Viridiplantae, Streptophyta, Magnoliopsida, Poales, Poaceae. The record is from RefSeq and is a predicted model, not a curated record. Gene Ontology annotation, molecular function: GTPase activator activity.